Molecule: messenger RNA, 447 nt
Organism: Aspergillus heteromorphus CBS 117.55
Lineage: Eukaryota; Fungi; Ascomycota; Eurotiomycetes; Eurotiales; Aspergillaceae
Exons: 2
Coding region: 145-447 (100 amino acids)
Source: RefSeq, a predicted model, not a curated record
UUCCCCCCCUCCUACCCCCCCCCCCCCGGAUUCAACUUUUUUAUCGACUUCGGUCGCGCAAUCCACCGAAGCUGUGACCGACCUGCAUUUACAACUGGCCGCCUUCGAUUUGCCCGCUCUCUUCGGAGAACUUGACCGGAGAAUAUGAGUUCAUCCUCGGUUCAAGUUCAACCGCAGCCCUCCGGCGCCCCGAAGGGGGUCACGUCCCCCACAGGAUCGAGUCCCGGGUCCAUGAAUUUCGAUAUCGUCCGCUGCUCCCGCUGCCAGCGCUCCAUGAGUCUCGAGAACGAGUCCUCCCCGGGUGUGGUGCGCUUUGGCAUGAAUUCCUACUACUGCAGCCGCUGUGCGUCCAUGGAAAUGCGAAACAACAUCACCAUGAACGCAACCUUCGUCGCCCACUUCACCCACUGCAUGCGCAAUUCCACACGGGAGAAAAUCCGGCCCUGA